This is a messenger RNA of Porites lobata, 10745 nucleotides long. NCBI's taxonomy places the organism in Eukaryota, Metazoa, Cnidaria, Anthozoa, Scleractinia, Poritidae. The record is from the annotation of a GenBank genome assembly.
AUGGCCAAAGAACUGGGAUUUUUCCAUACAUCGUACAAAACGUGGCUUUGUAACACGGCACUAUUUGCUCUUGUUUGUGCUGCUUUUACGGCUGGAGUUCUCCUGGGACCUAUCAUUUCUUCGCGAGGAAAAGAGCAACUGCAAGAGGUUCGCUGUAACUGGGAUUCUUCAAUACAAAAACAAAACCCGAGCACGAAAUGUGUCUUCCCAAAGGAUCUUAAAACACUUAUGAACAAAUGGAAUCGCUCUUUAGAUGACCUGAUUGAAGAGAAGAUGGCUAACUUUUCCAAAGGGUCAAUAACUCCUCUCAUGAGAAAACUCUCUAGAGCAAAAGAUGCUUCUACAAAGAAAGUACUUCGAGGUAAGAUAAGUCUCUUAGUUGUCUUAAUUUUUCUGUUCUGUUUAAUUUGUCCCUGGAUCGUAUGAUUUUUCAGUAUCACAUGGAAACACUAUAAACGGUUGAAUCACCGAUUAUUGUUUCAAUCUGCAUGAGAUGCAGAUGUAUCUUUUUAUACGCUGAAAAACGCCAAUGUUGUUGAGGUCUGUGUUUGCUCUCGUUUUAAUUCAUCCAGUUUCUCCGUAAGGUUUUCCCGUUUGAGGGUGUCAAAUCUAAGACAUGGAAUACUUUGUUAACUUCAGAGCAUUACAAAAAAAAACGUAAGGUCGUGACCAUCAAAUGUAAGCUAUGAGUGGCUAAAGUCUCCAGCUGUGCUUUUAGAUUUACAUUGAAAACGUAGUAGAACAAAAAUCCGUUUUUUUUGUCCGUCAGUCACGGAAAGAGAUAGGUUCACGGCUAGACGACUGACUCAAAACCAUCGCCGUUUUUUUCUUUGGUUAAAUCCCCUGUUUAGUGUCCUAUUCAUUUGAUACUAAGUGUGGAACUUUAACACUGGCCCAGUCAGUGUGUUACGAUGAUUUUUUUCUUCCGUUUUGAGUUUUAGCUCUAAUCUGUUUGGUUUAUGCGCAUUCCAGGAGAUAAAGACUCUGCAAAAUGGGCUAUAGACCGUUGUCACCCAGGAAAUACGUCCUUUAAGGCUAUCCUCACAGAGUAAAGGCUCCAUUCUUUAUCCCACGAAAACUUUCAAUCUUAACAGAACUGUCAAAAGUUAGUUUUCGUGAGGAGAUAUGAAGGCAUUCUUUCAUACAGAGUUGAGGUCAUGGAGAAUCGAUGGACCCAAAACAAAUUGUUCGCGUCAAAUGCAAGAGUACUUAAAAACUAAAAACACGUAAAUCUUUAAGACGCUUUUCUGGCGUGUGAUUAAAGUUCUUUUUUUAUAAACAGAGCCAGCGAAUUAUAAUAACGUUUUAUUAAACAACAGAUUUUCGAUACAAUUUCUUUCUUGGCAAGCAUACUGAUAUCUUGAUCGAAAUCUCUUGGAUAAAUACCAUAAUUAGUCCUACUUUACUAGAUCUUGCAAUUUUUUUUUCACGCGCUUAAACUGGUACUUAUUCAUCGCAUUGCAACAGAAAAAUAGCGAUAUAUCCAAGCCACUACUUAAUUCACCGAAAUAAUUCUGUGCUCCUGGAAGGGUUAAUUAAGAAGCAGCGGUGAACAAAAACACAGAGAUGUAAAAUUAGCUGGGGCAACAGCUGAUUUUUUUUUCAGGGCGUGAAUAGGAGACAACAUACACUUGUAAGUAAUCUACCAAGCUCUAUAAAUAACCGACCCGCUGACGGCUGUAGUUACGUAUGAUAAUUGUUUUUGUUUAUCCAAUUCAUUUCUUAUCUCUAACUUGUACCUCAUACCUGGAACAGACUAUUUGUUUUCAUCCGCUGCGCUGAGCGAUUAAAUAGUCACGUUCACUACUGACAGGUACAGAGACUGAACUUGGAGAUUUUUCAUAUGGGGUAUAACACACCCUUUCUGAAAAAUCUGACUUCGCUUUGGGCACAUUUUUAAGAAGCUUUUUACUUGGCAGACCAUUUUUUCUAUACUGAACAGAUCGGGAAUGUUUCCGCAAGGUCUUAAGGCGUCGGAUUUGAGUAAAAUCCAAUUACUUUCACUUCUCUGGUGGCAAAGGUUUCUCGCUCUUUUCUGUGAACUUUGAACCGACAGGAAGUAUUAUUAAAGCAGUUCUUUUAUCCCCUGCAAAAUCCAGUAGUCCAAGGGGUACUCCUAGGAAUUCUAUGCUAGCGUAUGCCGCCCAGUUCUCCAAAUCCUUACACUCCAUUUUAGAUCAAAACAUGUAAUUUUUCACACCUGUUCCUCUAAAAUCCAUUUUAAACACGGCUGCUCGGUUUGCGAAUAAAUGACCUUGUCCAAAUGAAGUCAACACUACUGUUUAAGGAUUUAUUUUCUUUUCAAGUGGUAUUUGACAAAGAAUCUCACGUUCGGAGCUGAGAAAAAUUCCUUUAUACGUCCUCAUGAUUCCCUUCAAAGCUAUACCCAACUUCACUUCGAAUCCUUGCUUAUAUACAGAUGGCAGAAAAGCAGAGCACCCAACAACCCCCCCAUCCCCCCGCCCGGCCUCCGGAAUCCAGUGCGAAGAUCUUUGUCCAAAACGUCGAAAAAAACGCAUUGGAAAAUCUCGAUAAACAAUCAUCGUCUAAUUCUUGGCUAUAAAAUACUAAUUUCGAGAUCUGAAAAAACGUAACUCGCUAACAAGCAAAAAAGGACCUGAAGAUCUGUUGGGGUAUUUCUUGAACCCGAUUUAAUAAGGUUUUUGUUGUUACAGAAAGGCAUGUUUCAGAUCAAAACAGCAACUGUAUUUAAUCUGAAUAAUAAUAGUAUUCGAUUGCAAAGUAAAAACUCUCGUGAGUUACAAGCGCGCUUGAUGUACGUCACGGAUUGCAAGCCGGACGAAAGAUUACUUUUACCACAAAUUUCGGUGCACUUCCUUUCUGACUUAUCGUGAGCAGUUAUGGAAUUGGCAUUUAGAACAACACGUUUUUAAUCAAAGGAAGUACUUGUUAAUAGCUUCCAAUAAUCAUAAUUUAGGUAGAUUUGAAUCUCUUGUAAAUUUAAAAAAAAGACAAAACAAAACAACCAAGUCUAGACCAAAAAAUAACACAUUAAACUGAUGACAAACAGGUAGAAAUAGUUGCCCUCUCUUGGAAGAAAGUAUUCUUAAAAGUAAAACGAGUUUUUUGCACUAUUUCUGUUAAAAUCAUCACCAACUAGAAAGCAAAGAAAUAAUUUAUUUGAUGAUAAGUCAGCUGUUUUCAAUAAUUAUACUGCUUAAAAUAUCAUCCCUUUAAAAUCGAUUACUUGCCAAAGGGAAGUAUUUCAAAAAAGCCGGUGCAAUCAUUCAUUAAGUGUUCUUGACAGCGGAAAAUGAGCUUUUUCCGCUCGGUCACUAAACAAGCGCAGCUUGUUAUCGACAUCGCCUGAAGGGAGAGCGUGCUGCUGUUAUCGCGUGAUCAAUGAAUUAUCAGUUAUCGGUGGUAGCGUGUGUAGGAGAAAAGCGUGCGCACGCAAUCCCGAUCAACCCUUCCACCCAUAAGGCCAGUUCAUACGUCUUUCUCCUGCCGUGUCGCCGAAGUUGUAUUCAGUGGGGUUCAACAGAAGCACGACUUCAAUUCAGAGUCGAACUUAAUUGGGAACGUAGUAACAAGUCAGCGGUAAAUGAAGCAAAAAGUACACAUUUCCAAAAUUUAUGAAUUCACAGAAUUUAAUAUAGUUGGGCACUGCAUGUCAGCACGUCAAUUAAAGCACUUCCAUGCUAGAGUCAUGUAGCAUGGAAUUGACCUUGUCGAAUAGUUCAAAACGUUAUCUACAGUUCUUCUGCUGUACCGUUUUGACGAACUUAAUUCUUGGCACGGCAGAAGCACAAAGCUUGGAACAGCGAGAAGAACGUCUUUUGAAAUGCAUGCAAUCUCUUAUUAUGGUCACUACAGACAGGGCAAAAAUCAAUUUUCGAUUGUUAAAACACUUGUACAAAACAAUAAACAUCAUCACAGGAAAGUGAUAAUCGAUACUUUUUGUGUUAAUGGCUGGUGACUUUGACAACAGUGUCUCAUUCAGUUUUUCUGCAAAAGUUAAUGAAAAACCAUUCUACGUACGCAGCCAGGGUAUAUGAGCUUAUAUCGCUCCUGACGCAACAGUUUAGAGACGUUACUCGAAAAGUACGUCAUUUACUGCUAAGGGUUUCUUUCAUAGGCCAACCACUCAAUGCAUUGGAGCCACUUGCUAUAAGAUACGCUAUGAAUAAAAAAAAGACCAUGCUAGCACAGCGGUAACACAGGCACACCCAACCACUUUUUAAAACAUCUGUUCGGAGAAGCAAAUAUUGCUUAGAAGUUUCCCUUACCUCAGGACGGCCAACAAUUUCUAUGUGGCCGUUCCAUUCAUGUACAAUUUUUGAAGCUUUAAUAUCGAAUAAAUUCGCUAAGAUUUUCUCGAGUUUAAUUUUUCACAUUUCACUCCCCAGGUUAGCCUAUUUUUCGUGCAAAAAAGGAAACCUUAAAUUUUCGAAUUAAAAAAUGUGAUGGAAAGAGGAAUCAGAAAAAUUCUCACUUUCGUAAUACGUUAUAUUGCAUCUAAAAUUUACGGCAAAAGUUUUGAAGCCCUUGAAAUUUCGAAAAGACUCAAGCUCCCCUAGGGUGACCGAACAGGUACAAAUUUUUUAGCGCCGCGUAGAGUGCAUUUCCAGAGAUCUAAAAGUACUCUUGAUAGGCUAAAAAGUGUUUUUAAUGUAUUUAGGAGGAAAUCGUCGUUGGGUGCCCCAAGUAGUAGGAAGAAUAACCAAAGGAAUCAGUUACUCGAGCCCGAGGGAUUUGUGAAUUUUUCGACAGUAAAAAUGAUUUGCCGUACAUUAAAGCAAACAGACGAAAUGAAUGGACGGAAGUUUUACAUUUUUGAGGCUUUUGUUUGGAAUGUUUAAAACAGACUAAUGCGGUUAGAGACCCUUCCAUUGCGUGAGGCUAUAACAACAACGAUUUGUUAUCAUUGAAACUAGAUUUCUACUGCAAACUAUCACAGCUGGUCUGGUGAUACAUAAUUAAAUACUGAUUACUGAAGUGCCUCUAGGGCUUAGUGGUGCGUGCUUUCCGUGUUGUUGAACUGUCUCCAACAAAAACGUUUAAAAUUAUCAGCGUGAAAUAUUGCGGCAUUCAAGAAGUAACAAAACAACACGUACGCCCCAAAUCUUUCUCUUGAAGUUUAUAAAAUUUACUAAGUUAGGUAAAAUCAUUGAAGUACGAAAGCAAAUGAGGAUCUUCUAGUCCCACGAUACUUGCUUACUUACUUGCUAUUAAAAAAAUUCGUGACGGGGAGGGACGGGGAUACUUAUUGGAGAAGGGCGACGGCGCUUUUCCAAGAAGAUACCGCUGACUUGUUCCCAGACUUCUUUCUUAUGCGCACAUCGUGGGAUCUAGAGUUAGGGGAAGAGAUGAGGGAGAGCUAGAGGUGACAUACCUGGCACUCGCAUACCGCACUCCUUACAGUACAAAAGUUGAUCGUGAACGAUUCAGUAAAUAAGGUAUUUUUUUCCAUACUAGGGGCCCACAAAACGUAGCGUGUUUACUUUUCGAUACGCUCUUUCUCGCCAGAACGGAAACUCCGCUCCGUCUAUAUGAGCGCAUUCGAAGUAUAAGAUAUCAAAAAGAAACACUAAAUGUUGUUAAAAGGUAAAAUAAACCAUUUUAAGGUCUGUAGGGUUUGCUGACAAGCUGGUUAGUGGGACUAAAUUCGCUCCAAAAUGGUUCUAAAAAUAAAUGCUUCGAUAAAAACGAAGUGACAUUAGUGCAUGAAAGUUUAUUGGCUCCCCACGGAGCAUGCGCAUUCAGAGUCAAUGCUUUCUGAACUGCUGGUCUGAUUCAAUACAGUAAUUACACCCGGCUUAUAGCGUUAUUCCUAAUCAGGUCAUGAACCACAGCAUAGUAAACGUUAAUGCAUUUAUUUUCACAGCGAUGUUUAGCGCGAUACUUGCCAACUGGACAGCCAAGUUUUCAGAACAUCUCAACAGACAGUUAAAUACAAACGUGACUAACAAAGUUACCAUGAUGACUAAAGACAAACCGGAAGGAAGACGAGACCCGGAAGUGAUCCAAGUAGAUCCGGUUGAGCCCGGGACACCAGGUAAGAUGACAUUUCGCCUCUGUUUUAUAGGUCAUCUCCUAGCAACUUUGUACUAUCAGCAGUCUAGCCUGAGAAAACAGCCGGUUUUUCCCGACGCCACCACUGCACUGGUUUCCCCAAGAAAUGAAAGAGCACACAAAAUCCAUACUCACUACCCAGAUCUGCGGGCUUGUGCUUCUGACUGGACGAAGCAAGUUUUCGGCCAAUCAGGAAGCACUACCCAGAUCUGGGUAGUGACGUAUCAUCAGUAUCGAAUUUCUGCAUUCAUUCCUCAGAUGUCAUUUCUUGGGGAACGCCAAAAGUGGUGUCGGGAAACGUCGGCUUUUUUUUUUUUCAGUCUACUCGCCUGUUAUUGGUUAAAAAGGCGCGGGAAACGAUUGGAAAUGGAAAGAGAAGGAGAGGUUUUUCCCGCCUUGUCCCUCUUCCCAUCGCACCGUCUCCCUUCCUAGCAUCCUCGGAGACCCAGGGGCAGAUAGUGGGGGCAAGGAAAAGUCUAAUCGCGAAGAAAAGUACUUUUCUCCGUGCCAUUUUUUUUUUCGCUGCGCCCGUUUAGACUUUCCCUUGCUCCUACUAUCUGCCCCUGGGUCUCCGAGCAUGCUUUUCCAGGCGCUCGCUAGUAGAGACCUUGUCACGGUUUUGGAAGCCAUCUUCUCAAACUCAUUAAUAAUUCAUAAAGAAAAUUCAAAGGAAAUUAAUGUUUAAUGAGUGUUUGGAUAUCAGAUGAAAAACUGCUCAUUUUUGCAUCCUUAAUUUCUCCUUCAAAAAUGAUUUUGUUUGAGGAGAAAUAUCAAACAUUCGACACAGUGUUUCAUCACCAGAUUAAACACCUCGAAGUUCGUCAAAAAUACUCCGCUGCGCGUCGUAUUUCAACUCUCUUCUCGGUGUUUCAUCUGGUGAUGAAACACUGCGUCUCAUGUUUGAUAUAUUACUUGACGAGUUGGUAACCGUGUGAGAAAUUGCAGUGUUUGUAUGUCGAAUAAUUUCUGUAAGACGGCUGUUCUGAAAAAAAAAAAAAAAGUAUUGUGAACUAAAGCUCCACCCCUAACGAUUCCAUCGAAAAAAUCAGAGGGCGUUACAUGCAGCUUCAUGGGCUAGAACCACUUUUCAAAAUUUUCUAUACAUCUUUCUGUAAAAAAAAAACUUGACUCUGAGAAACGAUUUGAAAAGAUCUAAGCUUUCCUGUUCUCUUGCCUCUCCAGGGAUAUAUUAUUCCAGAGGACCGGUGUAGUCGGAAAGGCUAUACUUCCUCUGUUAAACACAGUUUCUUUUUAACAGUUCAUAAUUGUUUUUCUUACAGCCACUCCCGUAAGUUUACCAGUUCCUAUCGCUUUGUAUCCACUAAACGGCAAAUACACAACUUGGGAUGUCAGCGGUCGAAGCAAUCCCAACGGCAUUGCGCGUGGAGUUCACCUCGCUACAGGACCUGAGGGACAUCCUAACGGCUCGUACCAGUUCUCUGGUAAGAGCGACAGUUUUAUUGAAUUCCCAAACAUGGGGGCGCUUAGAGCUAGAGAAUCUAUAACCCUGCUGGCUUGGGUCUAUAUCGAGUCCGGCAAUGGACCUAUAUUCAACUACAAUCCUCUGGGCUGGGGAGUCAGCCUUUGGGUAAAUUCGAAGCGUCACCUAGCAGCAAAGUUUGUUGAACAGGACGACCAAUGUGAGACUUGCAUUGACAGCGCUCAUCCUCUAAAAACAAAGACGUGGAAUUAUGUUGGAAUGUCGUACGAUCAAACCAGCGGAAUUGCGAGGCUGUGGGUCAACAAGCGAGUGAGCAGUCAGAGAGGCAUUGGAACCAAUAUCAAACUGUCGACUUCAAAGAACGCCAGAAUGGGUGCGCGAGCUGUGAAUGAUGGGAACUAUUUUAAUGGACGGAUAUCCCGGAUGCAAGUCUAUGACAAGGCAUUGAGUCAACGUGAGAUCGAGGCUGUCGCAGGACCAAUUGAAGGUAAAACAACUAGAUUUUCUUAGUACCAAGUAUCGCGCGCACGAACUAGCAUAAUUUCGGCGGGAAAGCGCGAUAGCCGUCGUCAUUCUACCACGGGUUUCAGAGAAGAUGUUACAGUGGCGGAAAUAAGUGCCAUAGUGUAUUAUUCUUAAUUUUUUAGCGCCUACUAUUUAUCGUCUCUCAUUUCUCUUAGGCUCCCAUCUAAAUCUAAGGAAUUCUAGUGAUAACCUUUUACUUAGUUAUCCGCGUUUUAAAUCUAAAGCUACACUAGGUGAUCGUUCUUUUAUCUGUGCUGCACCGAAACUGUGGAAUGCUUUACCAUUUGACAUAAGAAGCGCCAGCACAGUUAGUAUUUUUAAGGCCAAGCUAAAAACUCACCUUUUCCGUCAUGCAUUCUUAUCAUAGUUGUUUUCAUUAUUGUCAGUUUUUUGUAAUUGUAAUUUUAGCUUUUUAAAUCAUUGUAAGUUUACUCUUGAUUGUAAUUUUAGCUUUUAGCCUUUUUAUUUCGUUUUUAAUCUUGUCACUGCGCAUUUGAACAUUUUAUGGAAUUUGCGCAUUAUAAAUGUUUUAUUAUUGUUAUUAUUAUUAUUAUUAUUAUUAUUAUUAUUAUUAGAUAUUUUAUCAUUUUGCGAUCAGGAGAAGGCUUAACCUCCUUCAAUAAAAAUAACAGUAUGUGGUAGCCUUUCUGGUGAAAAAAUGACAAAGAAUAAAGUAAAGUCAAGCUUUCUGGGUGUCCAUUGUCUCAGAGUGCCCCCAAACUGAGUUUUAGUUAAACCUCGUCCUCCCUCGUAGUUGUCCUCGCCCUCGGAUUUUAAGGCCUCUUUUUACAGUAGAUUUUUCGAGGUCUAGAGAGAGACGAUAAUACCGUUUAUACCACUACAUGAGAAAUUUCUGCAAUUCGAUUGGCUUAGAGCAGUGUUAUUUCAGCUUAAUUUGAAAUACCUACAAGUGAAAAUUACAAACCUUUUGCAGGUAGUGGUAUAAACAAAUAAUAGCAUAAUUUGUACGUGAUAUUUGGCAUAAAUACCACUCGUGAUAUUUCACAAUUGUAUAAAAUUACGUAUAACAAUUUUGAAAUAUCACUCGAGGUAUUUAUGCCAAAUAUAACUACCAAUCAUGCUAUUACCUAUUCUAAUUUGUGUAAAUAUAUUUUAAGCUUUUUAUUAUCCUGUAAUUCGUAGUUGGCGCAUGCCCACAAGGUUGGACGGGAUAUCGUUCUUCAUGUUACUUGGUAGUCAACCGGUUAACAAGGCAGUGGAAUCAAGCUAGACAGGUUUGUCAAGAACAUGGAGGAGACCUGGUUGAGAUUGGCUCUUCAGAAGAAAACCACUUUGUCUAUUCACUUGCUCGCGCCAAAGCUUCCGAUAAAAGGUAAGUUAAAGAGUUGACUUGAAAGAUAUCGUAAAGGCUCCAUCGAAUGUCGAUGAAAUCUCUCUGAGACAGAGAGCUCCUAAAAGUGGUCACCUGAGUUGCAAUAGGAGGUCCCUGGUUCUUAUUUUUCGACGGUAACUCCUAGUCCCUAGGCCUCAUUAUUGUGCGCGGCCGAUACUUUUCGGGUCACCAGGUCCCAGCGAGUUUUUUUUUCCUUUUUGAGUCUCCCAGCCGUUCGUCUCGGAUACGUCACCGAAAAUGCGUUGACCGAGAAGGCCUGGGAAGAAGCCGUACAGGGGCUAGGCAAAGUAACUAGAAAUAGUACGCAUUAGGCUAACAGAUCUGAAGCCGACGGUGUACCCAUUUUACCAGUCUCUCCAUCAGUGCUCUAUUUUACGGGUAUUUAAAGCUACUUUAAGCUGCACGGAAAAGAAAGAAGUCAAAACAAGAAUUUGAAGUCACACUCAGUAAUCGAACUCUGCAACCUCGGGCAAAAAAAACCGGAUGUGCUAAUGCAGCGUGGCCGAGUGGUCAGAAUCCGGCGGUCCUGGGUUCGAGUCCCGCUCUGGCCACUUGCUGGAUUUGUUCUCAGUCAUCCCGAAUUGGAAGUCUCGACAAAGCUUGUAAAUAGCCGACUGGUUGCUUCCUGCCAGUUGGGGUUUUUAAUCCUGUUAUGUUGCAUUUGAAUUAUCUGUUUCUAAGUAUUUGAGAAGAGUGCCUGUAAAUUAGCUGGAUAAGCUAAGUGCACUUUUCCAUUAUGAACAAGCUUUUUAACCUUUUUUUUUCACCUUUUUGCUCCUUCACUUCUCUCAGUACGAGCUUGUUCAGUCUCAAACAUCGCAUGACCCCUCAACUUUUUGCUGCGCAAGUUGAUCCAACGGUACCUUUUGACUAUGCAUUAUAUUCUGUGAUUGACCAAGUUUGAGGUCGAGUUUGUUGACGCAGAAAACGUUUUUUUACGUAAGAGAUGUGAAUCAUGAAAAUAUUGACCUAAACUCAAAACGCUUCUUUUUCAUUCUCUCAAGAUUUAUGUGGAUAGGUUUAUUACGUGGUUCUUCCGACGAGACAUUUACCUGGAUUAACGAUCACUCGCCCUUAAUGUACUCCAACUGGGCGCUUGGCGAACCUAACAACGCUUACGGGCGGGGCGAAAAUUGCGGCCACAUGUACAUCUACUCAAGGGACAAGGCCAAGCAAUGGAACGAUGAAUUAUGUGUGAACCCUACAAUAGGGUCAAUGGUGUUUAUGUGUGAAAUAGAGCCUGUAGACACAAUAAGAAUGAUGGAGAUGCCAAAAACUGUGGAAAUCAGUAAUUCUGUCGACGAGGAUAGCUCCGGUGAAGACUCUGGGUCAGGAGAAUAUUCAAGUGGGUCGGGAAGCGAACACCAGUUCAGGUUGAUGAUCGAUUGA